Phaedon cochleariae (mustard beetle) is the source of this 8619-nucleotide messenger RNA. NCBI's taxonomy places the organism in Eukaryota, Metazoa, Arthropoda, Insecta, Coleoptera, Chrysomelidae. The record is from the annotation of a GenBank genome assembly.
AUGAGGGUAGAAGGGUACAUGGUGUUUAUAUGGUUUUUAUCGUCGAAUGCGGACGGCAGUCGACAUCGGAGUCGCUUCCAACAACCCCCCAACGAACCUGAACAACACGAGUCUUUGCCACCAGGAGGACCGAAUGUUUGCCGAUCUAGGACGAAUACGUACUGCUGUCCAGGUUGGGAAAAACACAACUCUCUAGGCCUCUGUAUAAUACCUGUGUGUUCAAGGACAUGUGGACAAGGACAUUGCGUGUCCCCAAAUGUGUGCCUAUGUGAUGGAGGCCAAAGGGCCUCUAGCUGUCCAGGAUACAAUCAAAUACAGGGAGCUGAUGGUAAAUCAUGUCGAGCAAUUUGUAUGAACGGAGGAUCCUGUGUUGACGGAAAAUGCGUCUGCGCAACAGGCUAUUCAGGAGAAUUCUGCACAGAACCAAUAUGCACAGAUCCAUGCAAGAACGGAGGAAGAUGCAUAGGACCAGAUAGGUGUGCUUGCUUCUAUGGAUUCUCUGGGAAUCACUGUGAAAUUGAUUACAGGACCGGACCAUGUUACACGGGCUACCGCGGCAACUUGUGCGUCAAUCAGCUAGAGGGCGUCGUGUGCACGAAGAUCCUGUGCUGCGCCACGGUGGGCAAGGCGUGGGGCCACCCCUGCCAGCAUUGCCCCUCCAGGCUGGAGUGCGACACUGGCUUCCUGAAGAACAUCAAGACCAACGAGUGCGUCGAUAUAAAUGAAUGUGAAGCAAUUCCUCACCUGUGUGCUGGUGGUACUUGCGUGAACUCCGUCGGAUCUUUCACCUGCCAAUGUCCUCCAGGACAAUCCAGAAACCCUGCGACCAACAGAUGCGAAGACCAAGACGAAUGCGAGGAAGAAAAUAUCUGCGAGAAUGGUCGAUGUGUCAACACCAAUGGCGGCUAUUUCUGUCUGUGUAAUCCAGGGUUCAUACAGAGCCAAGAAAAAACAUAUUGUAUCGAUGGUAGGCAGGGAUUAUGUUAUACACAUAGGACAGAGCAAGGAUAUUGCAGCAACAGCUUGCACAUGCGCUUAUCAAAGAAGGAUUGUUGUUGUGGAGUCAACAUGGGUCAAGGUUGGGCGAUGUACGAUGAGGAAGAGUGCAUGCGAUGUCCAGAGUUUGGAGAAGAGGACCAUCGGAGGCUGUGCGAGGCCCCCGCUCACCCGCAUCCCUUCCCUGAGCCUGGCGGCUUCGACCUGAGACCAGGAGAGAUCCCCGGCGUGGAUCAGGUGGGCCAGAUCAGCGUGAACGAGUGCAUCCUGAGGCCGGGCAUCUGCGGCAAGGGCAGGUGCAUCGACACCGUGCAGGGGUACGAGUGCAUAUGCGACGCAGGGUACCGUCUGGGAAAGUCACAAGUUUGCGAAGAUAUUGACGAAUGCAGAGAAGGCAAGUGCCUGAACGGCAGAUGCACCAACCUCCCUGGCAGCUUCUCUUGCGUGUGUCCACCCGGUUUCGAUGUCUCGCCAGAUGGAACUAUGUGCACCGACCACGACGAGUGCACUGAGAUCGGCAUGUGCACGAACGGCGCAUGCGUCAACAUGGACGGCAGCUUCAAGUGUCACUGCAAAGCCGGUUUCAAGUUGUCUGCCACCGGGUUCGCCUGCAUAGAUGUUGACGAAUGCCAUGAAAACCCAAGAAUAUGUCUGAACGGACGAUGUCAGAACACUCCAGGAUCAUACACUUGCGCCUGUUCACCUGGAUUCGUAGAAUCCAAUGACAGGACUUUCUGCAGUGAUUUGGAUGAAUGUGCAUCCACAGGGAUGUGCGACCACGGCAAAUGCAUCAACAUGGAGGGCUCCUUCCGGUGCGUGUGCGACUCCGGGUACCGAUUGGGCCCGGAUAGCCGGCACUGCGUCGACAUCGACGAGUGCGUCAACAGCCCCUGUCAGUCUGGCACCUGCUCCAACACGGCCGGCAGCUUCCGAUGCGAGUGCCACGCCGGCUUCAGUCUGGGACCGGACGGCAGGUCGUGCUUGGACACGAGAAGGGAUCUGUGCUAUCAGGAAUACAGAGACGGACUCUGCUUCAACCCGUCCACCACAGCUGUCACCAGAUCGAGCUGCUGCUGCUGCACGAUCAUUUCCGGCAAGCCCAUGGGCUGGGGCACCACUUGUCAACCGUGUCCUAUGCCGGGGACCACCGACUUCGACUCACUCUGUCCGCACGGUCCUGGAUCAACCUUCGAUGGAAACGACAUUAACGAAUGUGCGCAAAAUCCGAAUAUUUGUUCAAACGGAGCUUGCGAAAAUAUGAUCGGAACUUACAGGUGCAUCUGUAAUCCAGGGUUCGAAGUGGAUGAAAGUGGAAAAAUAUGCACAGAUAUAAAUGAGUGCGAAGUCGAAGAAUUGGUUUGCAGCGGCGGCCAGUGCCGUAACACGCCAGGCAGUUUUCAGUGCAUCUGCCCUACGGGCACGCAGCUGAACGCUAGGAACUUCGUGUGUGAGGACGUCGACGAGUGUCGCGAAUUGGGACCAGAGGCGUGCUUCAACGGCGAGUGCGUCAACGUGCACGGCUCCUACAAGUGCGAGUGCGACGCCGGCUCUGUGUUGGACAACACUGGCCGCAUCUGCAUCGACAACCGCAAAGGCAGCUGCUGGACGACGCUGAACCGCGGCCGGUGCGAGAACGACCUUCCGCGCACCAGCAAGCGCGCCGAGUGCUGCUGCUCGGUAGGCGUGGCAUGGGGCUCGCCGUGCGAGCGCUGCAACCGACACGAGUGCGACUGCGCCCGAGGGUACGCGAAGGCCGACGGCAAGACGUGCUCGGACAUCGACGAGUGCGCGAUGAGCCCGGACAUUUGCCGGGGAGGAGGGACUUGCGUCAACACGGACGGGAGUUUCACGUGCUCGUGUCCGCCUGGGCUGACGUUGGACUCGACCAGAACAAAGUGUCUGGACAUCAGACAAGAGCAGUGCUACACUCGGUACAAGCACGGCAAGUGCGUCAACCCUGUGGACGGUUCCUUCUACAAGAACUUGUGCUGCUGCACGCAGAUCGGCAAGGCGUGGGGCGAACGGUGUGAAGCGUGUCCUCGACCGGGUACGGCCGCCUUUUCGGAGUUGUGUCCCAAGGGGCUCGGGUAUUUGGACAAAAAUGACAUCAAUGAGUGCACUGAGUUUCCGGGAAUGUGCCAAAACGGCCGAUGCAAGAAUACUAUUGGUGGAUACAGUUGCAAAUGCAAUAAGGGCUAUGAUUUUGAUGACGGCAAAAUUAAGUGUAUAGAUAUCGAUGAAUGCAACCUGACAACAGAAAACGUUUGUGGCAAUGGCGUUUGCAAGAACAUUCCAGGAGACUUUAUUUGCGACUGCAAUGAAGGAUACAGGACUAUGGCACCUAUGCAAAUAUGUAUGGAUAUCGAUGAAUGUGAGGAAAUUCCGGGCUUAUGCAGAGGCGGUAGAUGUUUGAACACAGAAGGCUCCUACAAAUGCGACUGUCCCAUUGGUCAUGAGCUGUCGCCGGACAAGGAUUCCUGCAAAGAUAUCGACGAGUGCUCGAGGUCCAGUGGAAUAUGCUCCAACGGUGUUUGCGAGAAUAUGAUGGGAACUUACCAGUGUAUCUGCAACGAGGGGUAUAGACAAACAGGACUCAAGUCUCACUGCGAAGAUAUCGAUGAGUGUGAAGACGAACCCUGCGACGACAUUUGCGUCAAUACCCCCGGCAGCUAUUCUUGCUCUUGUGGAUCCGGCUACACCCUGAACUUGGACGGGAAAUCGUGUGCGGAUAUCGACGAGUGCAAGGACAACCCAAGGAUAUGCUAUGGCGGCAAGUGUACGAAUACGUUGGGGAGUUAUAUCUGCCAUUGCACUGAGGGACUUUUGGCUGGACCUAGUGGUACUUCUUGCAUAGACAUUGAUGAAUGCAAGCAAAACCCGAACAUCUGCGGAGCUGGUGAAUGCGUCAACACUCUCGGAUCAUUCCACUGUAGAUGUGAAGAGGGUUAUUCAGUGAAACCAGAUGGAGGACCACAAUGCACCGACGAGGACGAAUGCUAUUUGGCGAUUUACAAUUGCGAUGACAAUGCUGAUUGCAUCAACAACCCUGGCUCCUACCAAUGCCGAUGUCAGGACGGCUUCACCGGCAACGGCAUCAAAUGCCGCGACAUCAACGAAUGCCUGACGAACAACGGCGGCUGCGACCAGAACGCUCAAUGCCUCAACAACGACGGCUCUUUCAGGUGCGAGUGCGAUGCGGGCUUCAAGGGCGACGGAUACGCUUGCGCGGACAUCGACGAGUGCUCUAACGACCCGGCCCUGUGCGAGAAUGGGCAAUGCCUGAACUUGCCUGGGUCUUUCCGGUGCGAGUGCGAGAUGGGGUUCAUGCAUCCCGGCGAGGGCAGCGAUCAAGCGUGCGUCGAUAUUAAUGAAUGCGACAUGUUCAGCAACCUCUGCGUGUUCGGCAAGUGCGAAAACAACUUCGGCUUUUUCCGGUGCGAGUGUCAGGACGGCUAUAAACUGGACGGUUCCGGAGGCAACUGCACGGAUAUUGACGAGUGCGAAAGUCCGCAAUCUUGCCUCUACGGAGAAUGCACCAACAUCGAGGGCAGUUUCAGGUGUUUGUGUCCGCCCAAUCACGAGUUGGUGUCAGAAGGAAACGCCUGCAUCGACAGAAGGACUUCUAGAUGUUUCUUGCAAGUGGACGGUCCAGGAAGAUGCUCAGCACCGACUGCUGACUACGUCACCAAAGCUUCUUGUUGCUGCUCGGUGGGCCAAGGUUGGGGACCGCACUGCGAUCUUUGUCCCGCUCCUGACAGUGUGGAAUAUCAGCAGCUCUGUCCUGGUGGAAUGGGGUAUAAGCCCAAUGACAUCACGGUGGUUCUGGAAGACAUCAACGAGUGUGAGGACCACAAAAACAUCUGCCAGAACGGGCACUGCACCAACACCUUCGGCAGCUUCAUGUGUUCCUGCAACGAGGGUUACCGACUGGAUCAGGCGGGCUACAUGUGCGUGGACGUCAACGAGUGCCUGGAGAACCCAAGCAUUUGCAACGUCGGACAGUGCGUCAACGAGCCCGGAAAGUACUAUUGUCAGUGUCCGGAAGGCUACAUGCCUCUACCCGGAAGAAGAGAAUGUGUUGACAUGAGGAAAGACAUCUGCUUCUUGAACUACAGCAGAUGGAGGUGUUCUACUCCGAUGACUCAGAAUCAAACGAAAAAAGUUUGCUGCUGCUCGAUGGGACAAGCGUGGGGACAACCGUGUGAGCCUUGUCCUAUUCCAGGAAGCGCUGACCACAUCGGCCUUUGCGGAGUGAGACCCGGCCAGAUCGUCAACCCGAUGACCAACGAGACCGUCGAGCUGGACGAGUGCGAGCUGAUGCCCUCGAUGUGCAAACACGGCCAGUGCAUGAACACGCCCGGCAGCUUCGAGUGUAUGUGCGACCGCGGGUACGUCUACGACGAGAGCUCGCACCAGUGCAUCGACGACAAUGAGUGUCUGAGGAACCCGUGCGAGGGCAACGCUCGCUGCAUCAACUUGCCGGGCAGCUUCGAGUGCCGGUGUCCAGAAGGUUACAAACAUGGCAGCACGUUCAUGGAUUGCGUGGACAUCGACGAGUGCCUGGAGCAGCCAAAUUUCUGCCAGAACGGCGAGUGCAAGAAUCUUCAGGGCAGCUUCCAGUGCCUCUGUCCCACCGGCUAUCUGCUGACGUCGGUGCGCGACACGUGUCUGGACGUGGACGAGUGCCAGCGGCACCCGAACAUCUGCAACAACGGCACGUGUGUGAAUCUGCUGGGAUCGUACAAGUGCCAUUGCAACGCCGGGUUCAAGCUGAGUAAUAACAACGAUUGCGUUGACAUAGAUGAGUGCCAUAUGAUGCCGUUCCUGUGCAGAAACGGUAGGUGCAGGAACACGCUGGGGUCCUUUUAUUGCGAGUGUGCCACAGGAUACUCUCUGACUCACGACAAGCACAACUGCAGAGACAUUGAUGAGUGCCAAGAGACUCCAGGAGCGUGCCCUCCGCCGGGCAAGUGCACGAACGUGAUGGGCUCGUUCGUGUGCAGCUGUCCCGAGGGCUACGAGCUGGGCGAGUCGAGCCGUGUGUGCGAAGACGUCGACGAGUGCGUCGAGAACGUCGGCAUCUGCGAGAACGGCGUCUGCUCUAACACGGACGGCGGCGCCGUCUGCACCUGCCAGGAGGGGUUCAUUCUCCAUCAGGGUACCAUGAGGUGUAUCGAUGUGAGACAAGAGCAAUGUUACGACGAGUUCGAGAGGGGUAGGUGUUCGGACCCGAGAGGGAUGAGCAUCACUGCGAAGGAGUGUUGUUGUUCCAAAGGGGCGGCCUGGGGAAGGUAUUGCGAAAGGUGCCCAGCCGAAGGGUCAGCCGAGUUCCAGAGAAUGUGCCCCGAAGGACCUGGUCGCAUGGACACCGGCAGCGACCUGAACGAGUGCGAACUGAUGCCGGAGGUGUGCGACGGAGGCGAGUGCGUCAACACGGAUGGUUCUUUCCGGUGCGACUGUCCUCGAGGGUAUGUACUCGACACGUCGGGUAAGAAGUGCAUCGACGAGGACGAGUGCGUCACGACGCCGACAGUGUGUGGAAACGGCACGUGCACCAACGUCGUCGGAGGAUUUGAGUGCAGCUGCAGAGACGGAUUCGCCCCUGGGGCGUUGCAGGUUUGUGAAGACGUGAAUGAAUGUUUCGAAAUUGGAAACCAAUGUGCCUUCAGGUGCCACAAUGUUCCUGGUUCAUUCAGAUGUAUCUGUCCAUAUGGAUACGCCUUAGCACCAGAUGGUAGACACUGUACAGAUGUCGAUGAAUGCAGUACACCGGCGAACAACUGCAGAUUCAUGUGCAAGAACCUGAUAGGCUCGUUCAUGUGCAUAUGCCCGGCCGGGUACAGUCAAGUGGGUCUGUCCGACGACUGCCAAGACAUCGACGAGUGCGCCGAUCCGACCCUGUGCCAGAACGGUCGGUGCCGCAACCUCGAUGGGUCCUACGUGUGCGAGUGCCACGAAGGAUUCGAGCAUACUGCAGACCGGAAACGAUGCGUCGAUAAGAGACAGGGCUCGUGUUUCAAACAAUUGGUAAACGGCAGAUGCAGAGCCACAUUAGGCGAGACAGAGUCGAGAAUGACAUCGACGAUGGCGGACUGCUGCUGCUCCAUGGGGGAGGCGUGGGGGCCACAGUGCGAGCUGUGCCCUCCGAGGUAUUCGCCGCAAUACCAGGAGCUGUGCUUGGACAGCGGAUAUCUAGUGGACGGAACAGAUAUCAACGAAUGUGAAACGAUUGCUGAUCUGUGCCACAAUGGUAGGUGUAUCAACACCAUGGGCUCUUAUAGAUGCAUCUGCAAUAAGGGAUUCAAACCCGAUGUCUCUGGACUAUACUGCUUAGAUAUCAAUGAAUGCCUUACCAACACCUCGCACUGCCAAUACACCUGCCACAACACCGAGGGUGGCUACACGUGCUCCUGCCCGGGCGGCUUCCUGCUGAACGCUGACGGCGCCACCUGCCGCGACCUGGACGAGUGCUCCACUGGCCAACACGUCUGUCAGCAGAACUGCAUCAACACCGACGGCAGCUACCGGUGCUCCUGCGAGGAGGGGUAUACGCAGAUCGGAGACAACUGUCACGAUAUCAAUGAAUGCGAAGAAGAAGGCUGCUGCCCCAAACCAGGCAGGUGCGUGAACACCCUAGGCAGUUUCAAAUGCAUCUGCCCAAGGCGUUUCAAGCUGGAUCCGACAGGACAUUAUUGUAUAGAUGUCGAUGAGUGUAGCGACGAUACCAAAUGCAGCGAGGGAUGCCAAAAUCUUGUCGGAGGUUACAGAUGUGAUUGUCCUCAAGGGUACGCUCUCCAUCCUUAUUAUAAUCAGUGUGUCGAUGAGAAUGAAUGUCAAAACAGUCCGUGCGGUAGCAGCAGCAGCUGUUUCAAUACCCCAGGAAGUUACAGGUGUGGAUGCCCUGAUGGAUACCAGUUUGAUAAUCAUCUUAACAUUUGCAUUCAGGUGAGUGCCGGUUGCAUCGGGGCUUCCUGCUCGUUCGGCUGCACCACGACCGGAGGCGGCUACCUGUGCGGCUGCCCUCAGGGCUACAAGCGCAUCGGCCAAGGUCACUGCCUGGCCACCAUAACGCCUGCCUACGGGGGCUACGGCGAGGACAUUGGGGACGUGCCCGUUUAUCCCAUAGACGACCAACACGCCAUCGGGUCUAAGGAUAAGUUAAUCACCACGGAGGGCUGUUUCUCUUGCAGAAUAAAUGGAAGACAUAGACGAGCCAUCAGGCAUAUGAGGAUGCGCAGAUCUUUACAAAAUAAAACCAUGGAAGUAUUACUCCACCAUAGGAGAAUAAGAAGUAACGAACAUGAUGAUGACCGAAUCGAGCUGAAUCUGAGUUUGUCUCAAACUAAACACAGAAUGAGGAUAGUGAAACUGCAACCUGCAGUAAAGACCGAGAUGACGUACGAGAUAGCACAAGGCAAUGAUAAGAACAAACUCGAGCUCAUUAAGAAAAAUGGCGUGUGGGCUUUGCACUUCAAGAGGCGACUGAAACACGCAGAAACCUUCGAUUUGGUGGUUCAAGGUCGACCAAUAAACACGAUCAGCGAACACGAUCCUUACGAAAAGCCGCUGUUGCUGAGAAUUCGCAUCGUGGUGUCCGAGGACGCACGGGAGAAGAAGGAAUGA